AUGGCCAACAUCCCAACAUUAGAGUCCUUUUCACCCGAAAAGGAAAACAUCCAACCUCUAGCCAAAGGCCGACGAGCAGCAACCCUCUCGCAACUCUACACAUCAUCAGAUGCCACCACCCUCGCAGCACACCUCGCCGAAGAACGCCUCAAAUACGAACACGAAAUCACAACCCAACCAGACGACGUCGACGACCCGCUCGACAUCCACCAUAGAUACAUCACAUGGAUACAAUCAACACACACAUCUUCAUCACCACCCGAACUCCUUAAAGCCGUUGAACGUGCCGUACGUCUCUUUCGUAAAGAUGGACGCUACAAGAACGAUAUCCGGUAUCUCAAGAUGUGGAUAAUGGUGGCCAAACAAGCUACGGAUCCUAAAGAGGUGUUUAAAUAUUUGUCUGUCAAUGAGAUUGGAACUGGACUGGCCGGUUACUAUGAAGAGUAUGCUAGCUUGAUGGAGAGUUUGGGAUUGUGGUAUAAUGCGGAUGAGAUUUAUCAGUUGGGGGUUGCGAGACGUGCUGAGCCGGCUGACAGGCUUGCGCGCAAGUAUAGACAGUUUCAGGAACGGUUUGAGAGGGCGAGGGAGCGGGGUGUUGGGGCGAGUGUGUUGGGUGAUGAGUUUGUUACGGGUGGGGGUACACAGAGUGCGAUGAAUGAGGAUGCUGGUAGACGGGCAUUGCAAGCUAGGUCUGGACCAGCUGUUGUAGAGCAGCAACCAGAACCUAAAUCUAGUAGUAGUGGUGGUAGCAAUAAGGCACCUGAAAAAGUCCCUGUAUAUAAACAGGUAGAUCCACCAUUGUCGGUCAUGCCUACCGCAGCAUCCAGUAAUCCGUGGCCGGAAUAUGGAGGUCGCGCUUCGUUACGCAAGGAGAACGAACCGCAGACUACUGCUUGGAAGGGACAAAUACUUCCUCAGCAGUCUGUUGGUGGUGCUGGGAAGAGUAAGAAGGCAGCUGCUAAGGAGAAGUUUGAGGUGUUUCGAGAUGAUGAAGCGAAUAUGAUACGUGUGCCUAGCGCACCAUCUCAGGCUCCAUUAAAGCUGAAAGAAGGAGGUGCUACAAGUGGUGGUAGUCUCAGUGCAGCCUCUACUGGUGAAAUGUUAGCAGCUCUAGACGUCACACUCUCCAGACCACUACCUCCGCCAGCCACUUCGAGACCUGAACUAACUAGGAAUGAGCACAAAGUAGAUGUCAAGGACAAGGGGGUCAAAGCACCAGCAUCUCAAAGAUAUGCUUUCAACAUGGACUUGGCACACCCUCCUAACAGUAUUGAAGUCUCGUUUGAAGAAAUGCGAGCUAAACUACCAAAGUAUCAGAUCAUCCCUUCACCAACAAGUCUAGAUGAUCAGACUCGAUGUAUAAAAUACGAUUUGACGCAGACCAUUCCUCGAAAAAAGUCCUUUGCACCAUCACCAACAAUAAAUACGAAAGAAGCCUUUGCAGAUGUCAUGAAUAUGUGGAGCCAGCCUCUUCCUGAUGAAGAGCUGGAUGCUAGACCAGAUGAAACCAUCUCAUCAAAAGUGUUUAAGAGAGAAUUUGUUAGUGGAGCUUCUUUAGGUGUAUUUCAUGACGAUGAGGAUGAUGAUGGUGAUGAGGUGCAAGAGCUAAAAGGUGGAGAAGCCAAAAUGACUCUCAUGCCCCAAAACGAUGAAAAUGCUGUAGUGGUGCGACCUAGUGCUAGUAAACGGUCGUUAGGUGGUAGUAUCACGAAACCUUUAGGUGACAAACUCUUGGGAGCUUCUCCACCACGGAGAUCAUCACCCGUAAUGGACGAUACUACUACAAACCCAUUCCAUGAAAGACAUACACCAUCUCCUUCUGCUGAAUCCCAGCCUUCUUCGAAAUUGAAAUUGUUUGCUGCUUUUGGAUCUAGUAGUAGCGUUGGUAUAGCAGCCGCAGGAUCUGAUGCUGCUGUUGCUAAUAGUGGUAGCAAGAUAAAGAAACGGACGGCGUUAGCGCCAAUUGUAGACUCUACUUCUGAAGAGUUGGCUCCACCACCUCCACAACAUUCAGCAGCACUGUCAACGAUAUUACCAUUAGCUCAAUCGCAUAGGCCAUUAUACACUUCGACACCAGCCGCUCAUCCAUAUUAUUCACGACCAGGAGCAGGACGUCGCUUUGAUAUACUGACUCCCAUAACGGACGUAUCUGACGAAGAUAGAAGGAGUACCAUGGGUACCUCCACAGAUGACAAGACAGAUCGUGUCUUUUUUGAUUUCCCUGAACGCACAAGUCGAUCUUAUCGUUCGGUGGAUUCUCGAAGCACUGCAAGUAGUAGAAGUGCCAAUACGAGUCUCGUUGUAGAUCAUACCCAUCAUACUUUUGAUAGUCGACGUAUAGCCGGUGUCCAUCAGUCAUCACCCGUAACGCUGGCUCCAGGAAUUACUGGUAUUAGCUCCAUAGCUAGUGUUGACACCGAGUCUGAAGAAGAUGGUGGUGAAGGUGAUGAAGAUCAAGAGCCAGAUAUGGAUGAUACUCAUCAUAGUAAAGCACGACCUCCAACACCUUUAAAAGCACGUACACCACGCUCUAAAGCUCGAGUUGUAUAUCCGGAUUUAUCAAAUCCAUGUGAUAUGCUAUUGUCUGAGACUCUUGCAGCCAUGCUCUCGAGUGCAUCACGUCCAGUUGAUUCCAUUCCUGGAUACUACGAUUGUAAAUCCGAUAGAACGCACCCUCAACUCAUCUCGACGAUAUUGGAAGCUAGUGUACAGUCAAAAAGUAGUAGUGGUGGUCAUACUGUCAGAGGAGCUGUUCGACAAGCGAGUCGAAUGCGAACGAAUUCUAGAGAUUCUACGAUAAUACCUUCUGGAAUGGAUACUAGUAUCGUGCUACCACCGUAUGGAACAUUCUCUGCAUUGAAGAAAUUGGGAGAAGGUGGAUUUGGUAGUGUCUUUAUGUGUAGACGCAUCGCUCCCAUGCCUGAUUCUGAUGAGGAACCGGAGAUCGGCAGUAAUGAUGAUGAGUUUUGUGCUAUCAAAGUUCAGAAACCGGCCAACUCUUGGGAGUUCUAUAUCCUGACGAUACUACGGGAACGAUUACACACACGAAUUCUAAAGUCGAUUGUGACGCCGCUAUCGCUCCAUUUAUAUCCUGAGGAGAGUUUGUUGAGGCUGAAACUCGAGCCAGGAACAUUAUUGGAUGUUGUGAAUGCCUCUAAAAGUGAGGGAUAUGGUACAACAGAUGCUGGAGUAGACGAACUUCUUGUAGGCUUCUGGACCAUUGAGUUGCUACGAACUAUAGAAGCUAUGCACUCUGUUGGGGUGAUCCAUAAUGAUAUUAAACCCGACAAUAUUCUAGUAAGAUUCCCCAUGUCUGCUUCCAAUAAUUCCGAUACAGUCGAAUGGGAUGCACGGUAUCACACAGAUGGAUCUGGUGGCUGGUCAGCUCAUGGCAUUACCAUGGCAGACUGGGGAGUAGCAGCUGAUAUACGGGGAUGUGUUCCACAUCAACGGUUUACAUCAUGUAACAGCAAACGUACUGGUGGUGGCGGUGGAGUCAAAAAGCAUUAUGGUGACUCUAGUUAUCAUUGCUGGGAAGGUCGAACUGGACUUGGAUGGCGCUAUGAAGGAGACUGGUAUGGUGCUGCUAGUGUAAUCCAUGUCUUGCUAUUCGGACGCUAUAUGAAUGUGGUUGAAGAAGAUGGCGAUGUAGACGCUACCUCACAGAUUCAUGACCAUCAAGAAUGGCAUGAUGAUGAGAUGAGCAUCAUACCUGGUGUCCAUCCAUGGACUUCCAAUAUAAAUAACAGUGAUGGUAGUGGUGAGGAUGAUUCUAGUGAACGGCCGCCACGUAUACGAAUUCUAGCUCCCAUGAAACGGUAUUGGCAAGCACAUAUGUGGAGACGAGUGUUUGCUGUCUUGUUGAACAGUGGGGCGUAUAACUCCGUUACGACUCUGUCGAAUGAUCACGUUUGUGACGGUGAUGGUGAAUCUCAUCAGCACCAACAACUGGAAUCCGAGUUUCCAGCUAUACGACAUGUACGUAAAUUACGUGGUGAAGUGGAGACGUGGGUGGCUGAAAAUAGUAAUCGUGGUGGGAAGAGUCUGAGAGGGACUUUGAAACGUGUCGAGAUGAGUUUGAGGCCUGGUUAG
Molecule: messenger RNA, 4092 nt
Organism: Synchytrium microbalum
Lineage: Eukaryota; Fungi; Chytridiomycota; Chytridiomycetes; Synchytriales; Synchytriaceae
Exons: 5
Coding region: 1-4092 (1363 amino acids)
Biological process (GO): meiotic sister chromatid cohesion, centromeric; mitotic spindle assembly checkpoint signaling; protein phosphorylation
Molecular function (GO): protein kinase activity; ATP binding
Source: RefSeq, a predicted model, not a curated record